UGGUGCAAGACCAACAACUUCAAGUCAAUGCUACUUCAAGAUGUCAAAUCUCUCUCUCCUUUGAGCAUGGUUCUUAACACAGCCGCAGUGGUGAACAUGCAGCAAACAAGUCUUGAUGGACACCUCCAAGAGAUUCCUCCCAACAAGGUAGUCAUACCUUAUACUGAUUCACUCUUCCAUGAGGCUGCCAUUGAUUGGCUGAUAUCUACUAGCCAGCCAAUCCAAGCUGUAGAUCAUCUGAGCUUCAAGAACAUGAUCAACAUAGCAGCCCGUGCUACAAAUGGUGUGGUCCUACCAAAUUGUAAUGCUAUGUGCCGCAACAUCAUGGACUUGUUCAAGACACAGAUGACAAAGUUAAAGGACCGGCUCAAUUUAAGUUUUUGUUUUGUCUGA
This is a messenger RNA of Suillus subaureus, 393 nucleotides long. RefSeq lists its product as uncharacterized. The record is from RefSeq and is a predicted model, not a curated record. Lineage: Eukaryota; Fungi; Basidiomycota; Agaricomycetes; Boletales; Suillaceae. The annotation marks the transcript as partial. The transcript has 3 exons.